UUUCACAAACAUGGAAAGUUUUAGUACUACGACAAGGAAGAGAGGGCUCAACUCUUUUAAGGUGCUAGAUGAUGAUACAGGAGCGAUAGUUUAUGUAUUUGGGCAAAAUUCUUAUGGAGAACUUGGUAUUGGAGACCUUGAAGAAAGGCACAUCCCAACUAAGCUGUCCUUCUUUGAUAAUAUUGAUAUUGCACAGGUUGCAGCAGGGAAUGAGCAUACAGCAGCCUUAGCCAAGGAUGGAAAGGUGUACACAUUUGGCUUUAACGGGAGUGGACAACUUGGACAUGGAAAUACUAAAUCCUGACAUCUCCCUAGAGUUGUAGAAUCCCUUAGCGAGAAAAAGCUAUCAUUCAUUUCCUCGGCCAAUGGAUGAGAGCAUCUAUCUCUAGUCAGCGAAAAGGGAGAAAUCUUUGUUUGUGGGUAUAAUAAUUAUGGACAGCUAGGAAACGGAAACCAAGUAAAUCUACUAGAGCCAACUACUCUUGAUGAUUUCAAAAAUAGAUGAGUGUCUUAUGUAGCAUGCAGCUAUUAUCAUACCAUCUUUGUCAUUAAUGAAUCAGAAGAUGCUUUACAAACAGAUGAGGUUCCUUCAAAGACAUCAGUCUACUCUGUUGGGAGGAAUGAUAAUGGGCAAUUGGGUAUAGAGAAUACGACCCACAGUUUCCUUCCUAAAUUAAUCUCCUCGCUAAACUCAAUAGUCAUCACCAAGGCAGCCUGUGGGCUCCAUCACUCAGUCUUCCUGACUAAUGAUGGGAAGGUAUAUAGCACUGGGUUUAAUGAUAAUGGGCAGCUAGGUAUCGGAAACAAUACUCAGAAAAACAAACCAGUGCUUGUAAAAUCUCUAGAGGAUGAAAAAGUGGAGGAUAUUUCUUGUGGAUAUUACCACACUCUUGCUAAACUCCAAAAUGGAGAUAUCUACUCCUUUGGAAGGAAUGAUAAAGGCCAAUGAGGGAUCAACGAGGAUGGCUUCUCGUCUAUAAAGUCUCCCAUGGAGAUCAAAGAGUUUGAUGUUCCGAUGACUUUACAAGGAAUUUUUGGUUCACAUUGUGAUGCUUAUAAAACUUCUAGUGGAUCGUCAAUGUUAAAGGAAUAUAUGAGAGUUACAGGCAUUAAGAUCGCUAAAAUAGCAUGUGGCUGUUACCAUUCUAUUCUGUUGAGUGAGACAGGCCAUGUAUUUACUUUUGGAAGAGGUAACCAUGGGCAGCUUGGCCAUGGAAAUAAAGAUAAUAUUACUGUCCCCAGGCUGAUCUACUUCUUUAAAGACAAGAAAGCUACUGACAUUGCUGGUGGAUUCUAUCACACCAUAGUCCUGGUCAAUGACAGGUUUCCAAAAGUAAAUUCAUUAUCCUUCGAUAUGCGGAAGCUCCUUGAAGAUCCAUCACGUUCUGAUAUUUCCUUUCAAGUACAAAAAGAGCUAUUUCAUGCUAAUCGUUGUAUAAUCCAUGCGCGUUGAAAAUCUCUUUCUCGUCAUAUAGAUGCUGAGGCGUCUGAGUCAGAUGACCUAAUCCGAGAAGCUGUAGGGACUAAUUGUGCUACACAUAAAAUUCUAGAAAUCAACGAUUGUGACCCGAAAGCAUUCAAAAUUUUACUAGAGUUCAUCUACACUGGUAUGGUCCAGAAUGUGCCAGAGUUCACCACUUUUGUCCUCCUGGAUGUCUUCUGAUUAGCUCUGAAAUAUGGCAUCAAGAAGCUAAUAUUUGAGUGUGAAGAGUACUUAUUGAAAAACAUCAGAGUUGAAAACGCAGCUGCCAUUCUAUCGAAGACCAAUGAUCUUGGGAUUGAAGCAGAAAGUUUACAGCAGCAAAGUCAUGAAUUCAUCAUCGAUAAUUUCGGACCUGUCAUCAAGACACCAGAGUUUCUAAAUUUACCUAAGGAUAUCAUGGCUGAAGUAUUUGCAAAGGCAAGUGAACUGGGUGUUAAGAUCAAUGCUAAAUCUGAAUAACCCAAUUGUUUCCUUCAAUGUUAAGUAUGUCAAAGGUAUUU
This is a messenger RNA of Moneuplotes crassus, 1983 nucleotides long. Lineage: Eukaryota; Ciliophora; Spirotrichea; Euplotida; Euplotidae. The record is from the annotation of a GenBank genome assembly.